Rattus rattus (black rat) is the source of this 1460-nucleotide messenger RNA. RefSeq names its product acidic mammalian chitinase. The record is from RefSeq and is a predicted model, not a curated record. Gene Ontology annotation, molecular function: chitin binding; chitinase activity. The transcript has 9 exons. Gene Ontology annotation, biological process: chitin catabolic process; carbohydrate metabolic process. The coding region runs from base 121 to 1362 and encodes 413 amino acids. Lineage: Eukaryota; Metazoa; Chordata; Mammalia; Rodentia; Muridae. Gene Ontology annotation, cellular component: extracellular region.
GCCUACAAUCUGGUAUGCUACUUCACCAACUGGGCCCAGUAUCGGCCAGGCCUGGGGAGUUUCAAGCCUGAUGACAUUAAUCCCUGCCUGUGUACUCACCUGAUCUAUGCCUUUGCUGGGAUGCAGAACAAUCAAAUCACCACCAUAGAAUGGAAUGAUGUCACUCUCUAUAAAGCUUUCAAUGACUUGAAAAACAGGAACAGCAAACUGAAAACUCUCCUGGCAAUUGGAGGUUGGAACUUUGGAACUGCUCCUUUCACCACCAUGGUUUCCACUUCUCAGAACCGCCAGACCUUUAUUACCUCAGUCAUCAAAUUCCUGCGACAGUAUGGGUUUGAUGGACUGGACCUGGACUGGGAAUACCCAGGCUCACGUGGGAGCCCUCCUCAGGACAAGCAUCUCUUCACUGUCCUGGUGAAGGAACUACGUGAAGCUUUUGAGCAGGAGGCUAUUGAGAGCAACAGGCCCAGAUUGAUGGUUACUGCUGCUGUAGCUGCUGGCAUUUCCAACAUCCAGGCUGGCUAUGAGAUCCCUGAACUUUCUCAGUACCUGGAUUUCAUCCACGUCAUGACAUAUGACCUCCAUGGCUCCUGGGAUGGCUACACUGGGGAGAACAGUCCUCUUUACAAACUCCCUACUGAGACUGGCAGCAAUGCCUACCUCAAUGUGGAUUAUGUCAUGAAUUACUGGAAGGAUAAUGGAGCCCCAGCUGAGAAGCUCAUUGUUGGAUUCCCAGAGUAUGGACACACCUACAUCCUAAGCAACCCUUCUGAUACUGGAAUUGGUGCCCCUACCUCUGGUAAUGGCCCUGCUGGGCCCUAUACCAGGCAGGCUGGGUUCUGGGCCUACUAUGAGAUUUGUACCUUUCUGAGAAAUGGAGCCACUCAGGACUGGGAUGCCCCCCAGGAAGUGCCCUAUGCCUAUAAGGGCAAUGAGUGGGUUGGCUAUGAUGAUAUCAAGAGCUUCAGUGUCAAGGCUCAGUGGCUUAAGCAGAACAACUUUGGUGGUGCCAUGAUCUGGGCCAUCGACCUUGACGACUUCACUGGCUCUUUCUGUGACCAGGGAAAAUUCCCUCUGACUUCUACUUUGAAUAAAGCCCUUGAUAUACCCACAGCAGGUUGCACAGCCCCUGACUUACCUUCUGAACCAGUAACUACUCCUCCAGGAAGUGGGAGUGGUGGUGGAAGCUCUGGUGGAGGUUCUGAAGGCAGUGGAUUCUGUGCUGGCAAAGCAGAUGGCCUCUACCCUGUGGCAAAUGACAGAAAUGCUUUCUGGAACUGCAUCAAUGGAAUCACAUACCAGCAGCAUUGUCAGACAGGGCUUGUUUUUGAUACCAGCUGUAAUUGCUGCAACUGGCCAUGAAACUAAUGUCAUUCUUCCCCAGAUUUCUGCCCUCUCCCUUUAUCCUCACCAAAGGUAGCUUGCUUCCAUUUAAAGUUAUGCAAUAAAAUUGAUAGCCA